UGUGUCUCAAUUAGCCAGUUGGCAUUGCUGAAACCUGAGAGUCUUGGGGGCGAGGAGAGCCUCAACAGCAAGUCGGUCGAGGAGAUCACGACCCUGGUGAAGAAGCUCGCGACCCAGUCGGGCCUGGACAUCAUCCGCAUCCGCAAGCCCUUCCACACGGACAGCCCCAGCGUCCAGGGCCAGUGGCACCCCUUCACCCGGGGCGGGCUGCGCCCCCGAGAGGCCCAGGGUCCUGCCCCGGCCCAGGGGCAAGCGCAGUGAAGAGUUGCCCCGACUCCAGCCCCAGGGAAGGCGGUUCCUCCUCUUUUGGUUCCGGGGGUUACAAGCCCAGACGGACAGAUGGAGCCCCCGAAAGAGAAAGUUGGUGCCAAAACUUUUGCUCGGGACAGAGAAGAGCUGCCCGUUGCUUUUGGUGCCCACUGCAAGGGGCAGUGACCUUGUGUCUCAGCCAGUUGGCAUUGCUGAAACCUGAGAGUCUUGGGGGCUCUUCCUGGGUCCUCCUCUCUGAAAUCCAAAUUGACGACAGUGGUCUCGUCACAGCGAGGGACUCCCAGGCCGGCUUCUGAAGGUCUCUGAGGUCCUGUUUCUGCAGCCACUGAGCUAGAGAGCGCCAGCACCUUCUCUGCUGUGAACCUGGCACCGGGCGAGGCUGUAUGAAUGCGUGUACAUGACAAAACUGAGAUGAAUAAACUUGCCCACGGUCACAC
This is a messenger RNA of Myotis brandtii (Brandt's bat), 707 nucleotides long. RefSeq names its product mitochondrial ribosomal protein L43 (gene MRPL43). Gene Ontology annotation, biological process: mitochondrial translation. Lineage: Eukaryota; Metazoa; Chordata; Mammalia; Chiroptera; Vespertilionidae. Gene Ontology annotation, cellular component: mitochondrial large ribosomal subunit. Gene Ontology annotation, molecular function: structural constituent of ribosome. The record is from RefSeq and is a predicted model, not a curated record.